Messenger RNA from Xiphias gladius (swordfish), 516 nucleotides. Its product is annotated as myosin-6-like. Gene Ontology annotation, cellular component: myosin complex. The transcript is spliced from 5 exons. NCBI's taxonomy places the organism in Eukaryota, Metazoa, Chordata, Actinopteri, Istiophoriformes, Xiphiidae. The record is from RefSeq and is a predicted model, not a curated record. Bases 1 to 465 code for a protein of 154 amino acids.
AUGAAGGAUGGCAACAACCUCAGUGCACUCAACAUGCGCUACAGUCGGGAACUCAAGAAGGACAUCGAUGAUCUGGAGCUGACUCUGGCUAAAGUGGAAAAGGAAAAGCAUGCCACUGAGAACAAGGUUAAAAACCUGACUGAAGAGAUGGCAGCUUUGGAUGAGAUCAUUGCCAAGCUGACCAAAGAAAAGAAAGCUCUUCAGGAAGCUCAUCAGCAAACGCUGGACGACCUGCAGAGUGAGGAGGACAAAGUCAACACUCUGACCAAGGCCAAAGCCAAGCUGGAGCAGCAAGUCGAUGAUCUUGAAGGUUCUCUGGAACAAGAGAAGAAGGUCAGGAUGGACCUUGAGAGAGCAAAAAGGAAGCUGGAAGGAGAUCUGAAGUUGAGCCAGGAGAGCCUAAUGGACCUUGAGAACGACAAGCAGCAACUUGAAGAGAAGCUGAAGAAAACACCAGCCUGCUGAACCAGAAGAAAAAGCUGGAGAGAGACACUGCCUAGAUUCAGAAUGAGGUGG